Messenger RNA from Sesamum indicum (sesame), 1350 nucleotides. Its product is annotated as cyclin-dependent kinase inhibitor 7. Gene Ontology annotation, biological process: negative regulation of cyclin-dependent protein serine/threonine kinase activity. Gene Ontology annotation, cellular component: nucleus. The record is from RefSeq and is a predicted model, not a curated record. Gene Ontology annotation, molecular function: cyclin-dependent protein serine/threonine kinase inhibitor activity. Lineage: Eukaryota; Viridiplantae; Streptophyta; Magnoliopsida; Lamiales; Pedaliaceae.
GAUCAGGAGAAGUAGCAGUGAUGGAAAAGGCGCCGGCUGCGUCCGGAAGAAAGAGAAAGGUUGUCUUAGGAAAAUUGGAGCUCUCGACAUCCUCAGUUCAGCUCAAAACGCGGCGUUUAGCAUUCAGCUUCUCCGGAGAGUUCGGGAAAUUCGUCGACGUGCGAGAGCGUUAGUUCUGGUCAUGUUUUGGCAUCCUGUUGUUCAAGUAGCAGAUCGAGUGAGCUGGCUAAGGAGAGUUCGAAAUUCGCAGAUCUGGAGCAGGAGAAUGAGGCGACUGUCGAGUUUUUCGCAGCAUCGGCUGGCCAUUCGGUGGAUUUCAGAGUCAGCUAAGAAAAUUUCACGCGCACUCUUUUUCUCUCCCCCUCACUUCCAUGCCAUGAAUGCUGGUACUGCUUGUCCUUUUCCACGAAGAGUAGUUAAGACGUCAUAUUUUUUCAGGGGAGAGAAUACGCCAUUGAGAGAGGUUCAAACUGAGUCUGGCGAACUGGAGUCCACGGCGAGGCCACGGCAGUCGAAUUCUCGCCGUUGUUCCACGGCGGAGAAAAUGCCAACCACAGCUGAACUUGAAGAAUUCUUCGUCGCCGCUGAAAAGAAUCUGCAGGAACAAUUUAUUGACAAGUACAACUAUGACAUAGUGAAGGACGAGCCAUUGGAGGGGCGCUACGAGUGGGUUCAAAUUCAACUGAAGCCAUGAUGCAGAAGAAACGUUCACUCUUUAGGAAGACCUAGCUAGCUGCCUGAUUAUUUUCUCCUGGAAGCUGAUCAGUCAAGUGAAUAACUAGGUAUUAGCACUUAGUCUCGAUCGUUCCACUAAUUUAAAGCUCAAGCUCUAGCGAUUGAACUUCUAGGUAAAAUUUCUGGUUUUAGAUGAGAUGUAUAGCUCGCUGUCGUUCUCUAUUUCCCUCUUCCAAGUUUCUGCAUAUAUAUUCUGCAAGUAGCAGUGUGACUGUAGCGAAGAAGAAAAUUUGAAGAAGCUUUUCCUCAAUAGCAUGGUAGAUUAUUAUUUCGUUCCGACAGAAAUAGCUUCUUUCUGGACUGGGGUGGAAAUCAAAGAAGAAGAAUUGGCGAAUAAGCUUUUUCUCAGUAGUGUCGUGAAUUACUUAUCCAAUUCUGUAAGAAAAAGCUUUUUUCUGCAAUGGGAUGGAAAAUCAAUCCCUUUCCGGGGGGAAGAUUGAAAACCAAGCGCAUUCAGUAGAGCUCUAUGUUUUAGUUUUUAAUUUUCUUGGGUUUCUUUUCUUUUUCCUCAUUUCUGCACUGCAGUCCUCAGUACUCUGAUGCUUGUACUAUGCCAAUCAUAGUUUUCCCCUGUAACUGUAGUUCCAGCUAUCCAAAAUUUCCACUUUCCCCUAA